Molecule: messenger RNA, 852 nt
Organism: Pleuronectes platessa (European plaice)
Lineage: Eukaryota; Metazoa; Chordata; Actinopteri; Pleuronectiformes; Pleuronectidae
Gene: trir
Product: telomerase RNA component interacting RNase
Exons: 4
Coding region: 1-510 (169 amino acids)
Molecular function (GO): 3'-5' exonuclease activity; 5'-3' exonuclease activity
Source: RefSeq, a predicted model, not a curated record
AUGGAUCCAAACCGCAGACCUCGACUGCAACGCCGGCCGGCGACAAAGCCUCGACGCCCCGGGGGCAACGCGUUCGCCAACGACGGCAGCUUCAUGGAGAUGUUCAAGAAGAAGAUGGAGGCGGAGGAGAGGAGGAAAAGGAGCAGCAAGCAGCAGGAGGAGCAGCAGCAGGAGACUCCAGAGCUUCAGAACAGGGGACAGACACCAGUGGACAAGAAGCCCCCUGCAGUGACGAGCUUCAGGACACACAAUGUAGAAGCGUCUUCUCCUUCGCUGGCCGCCCGCCUCAGAGCUCCUGUAACGGUUUCAGUCUUCUAUCCCCUCACCCAGGUGGGGAAGCGCAGAGGAGGCGUGUUCCUAAAGACCGGCAUGGUUGCGAAGAAGCAGAAAGACGACUCAGAGGCUGUGCCAGGAAAGAGUGACGCCUGGGCAUCGUACAUGGCCGAGGUGAAAAAGUACAAAGCCCACCAGUGCGGCGACGAUGAUAAAACCAGACCACUGGUCAAGUAGAGUCCACGAGGGUGAACGUGGAGCGACACUGCUGCGAGGAGGGAGGGAUGGGGGGUGGCAUCGCCUGGGGGGGGGUGGCCGGACACUCCCGCCCCUUCGUAUUGACAGUUCAAGUGACCCUUCUGCUCAUACUGACAAACUCCCCUUUUUUUGUAUAAUUUUUUUUGUGUUACUCAUUUGUUGGAUGUCGGUGACUUGAUCUGGUGUCAAACGGUGCUUUGAAGACUUUCAUGAUUAUUGUUCAACCUUUUUUUGUUUUUCAAUUUCUCACUUCUGGUUUUAUGUUCGGUUUCGUUCGUGAUUUGAUUUUACGCCAACUCGAUUAAAUUCACGUUGCCUAUU